UAAACGAAUGCACAAGAGUAGAAUAAGAAGUAAAUACCAGCAUGAUGAACUAUUUAAACGAAUUCACAAAAGCAAAUUAAGAAGUAAAUAUUUGAACGAUGAAAAUUUUAAGGAAAAACAACAAGAUAUCAUGAAAAAACAAAUGAAGAAAUUAUAUCACAACGAUCAACAAUUUAAACAUACAAAAAAGGCAAAUAUGAAAACAUUGUCCAAAAUUAGAUAUAAAGGCAACGAAUUUAAGGAAAAGAAAUUGAUGAGCUUAAAAAUGAAAUAUAAAAGAAUUGAAAAAUAUAGGCAAAAUGUAAUAAAACAAAAUCGAAAAAGGUCUGUACUUCGAACGGUAAAAUUGUCCGAGUUUGAUAUUGUACUUGAAGAAUUUAGAAAGAUAAUUUCUCAUGGCCCAGAAUAUGUGUGCUGUGUAUGCUUAAAACUUCUCUUUGAGAACCAGGUAUUGAAAUGUAAAAAGAGUAAUUAUAAAAUUCACACGUGCAUAAGUGAAGAAUAUUUGCAUGUUUGCAAUUCAGAAUGCCGGUCAAAAUGUUUAAUAGGCCAGUCAGCCAGAUCGACACUUUGGAUAUGCUUUACCUGUCAUAGAAAAUUGCAAGCUGGAAAAGUACCUGCAGAAGCAAACAUGAACAAUUUACAACUACAUGAAGUUCCAGAAGAACUUGCCAAUCUGAACAAUUUAGAACAGCAUUUGAUUGCAUUGAAUAUCCCUUUCAUGAAGUUAAUGGCCUUGCCUAAAGGUGGUCAAAAUGGAGUCCAUGGCCCAGUCGUGUGCGUGCCUUCAAACACUUAUGAAACAGUAGAUAUGUUGCCAAGACCACAGACUGAAGAUCAAUUGAUCCGUGUUAAACUCAAACGAAAAUUGUCGUACAAAAGCUAUUAUGAGUACAAAUUUGUAGAUAAAUCUAACUUGCUCAAUGCUCUGCAGUAUUUAAAAGCAAAUAAUAAGUGGUAUUUUGAUGUUGCAGUAAAUGAUAAAUGGGAAAACUCACUUGAACGAAAUGAAAAAGAUAAUGAAAAGGAAGAAGCAGUGGAAAUUGGUGGUAAAGCUCGUUUGGCAAAAUAUUGGAAGGAAAUGGAAGAACAAAUUGAUUACAUUUUGUCCAAAGACAAAAAUGCUAAUGAAAACAUGCAAGACAACAGUAAACUACAACAAAAAAUAGAUGACAACAACACUGAAGACGAUAUGGAAGAACGCUUACGCGGUAUUCAGUUAGACUCAUGUCUCCAGCCGGUAGAUAUUGGACAGGAAAUAUUAGAUCAGUAUUUUGAAGACAUAAUAUGUUGUGCUCCUUGUGAAGGAAGAAGCCCUGUAUCAAUUCUACAAGAUGAAAGCAAUGAGGCCAAAUGUUUCCCAGUGUUAUUUCCUAAAGGUCAACCAACAUUCCAUGAUAGAAGAGAUGAAAAAAUAACAUUAGGACGUUAUCUGCAUAACCGACUGAUGCACGUGGACAAUAGAUUUGCUCAGAAUACAGAUUACAUCUUUUAUGCACAAUAUAUUUAUGAAAUUCAACAGGUUAUAUCACAAGUUUCUAUCGCUUUAAGGCAAAGUCCAAACAAAAAAGAUGAUUCGUCUUCAAUAACUGCCUCAGAUUUGAAAGAUGCAGAGAAAGUUAAAAAAAUACUAAAAUCAGACAAGGGCUAUAAAUUUUUAAAGCAAAUUCGUGGAACACCUCCAUUCUGGCAAAAGACACAAAAAGAUGUUCUCGCAAUGGUACGACAGCUUGGAAAGCCGACAUGGUUUGCUUCUUUCUCAUCUGCCGAUAUGAGAUGGCCAGAAUUAAUGAAUACAUUGCUUAGACAAAAAGGAGACACCAGGGAAUCGAGUGAAUUAGACUAUACAGAAAAAUGUAAUCUUUUAAGAUCAAAUCCAGUAACAGUUGCCAGAAUGUUUGAUAAAAGAUUUCACACUUUUAUGAAGAGAGUUAUUUUAUCUCCCGCUGCACCGAUUGGUAAAGUAGUUGAUUCAUUUUGGAGAGUAGAGUAUCAAGCCCGUGGUUCCCCUCACAUUCAUGCCUUGUUCUGGGUUGAAAAUGCUCCACAGUUGGGUAUCGAUAAAGAUGAUGAUGUCGUACAAUUUGUAGAUAAAUACAUUUCUUGCCAGAAACCGGAUGAAAAGGAAGAUCGAGAACUACAUGAAAUAGUAAGCAAGGUCCAACAACACAGUAAGAAACAUUCUAAAUCUUGCACAAAAACGGGAAAAGCGUGUAGAUUUAAUUUCCCAAGACCACCAUCUGAAAAAACAUUCAUUGUAACACCUGUUGAAGAGAUUCCAGCUAAAGAUUGUGGGAAAGUGCAAAAUAAGGGAAAGGACAAUGAUCAAAUUAAAGCUUCUACAAAGAUUAAAGAUGAUGCAGAGAAAUUGUUGAAGUCAGUUAAAGAUGCAUUAUCCAAUGGAAUCGAGUACAACAGUGUAAACCAUCUCUUUGAAAAGCUUGGCAUUACACAAAAUCAAUUUGAGAAUGCACAUAAUGAAUUAGCAUCACAACAAAGUAUAAUCAUCAAAAGAGAAAUACAAGAUGUAUGGGUGAAUCAGUUUAAUCCAAGUCUACUAAGAAGCUGGAAUGCCAACAUGGAUUUGCAGUUUGUAACAAAUGUAUUUGCAUGCGUGGCUUAUAUUGUAUCCUACAUGUCAAAAGCUGAACGAGAAAUCGGAAUGCUAUUGAGUCAUACACUAUCAGAAAUGAAAGAGGGAAAUGAGAACGCAAAGGAAAGCAUGAAAAAACUUGGCCAGGUGUACAUGCAAAAUCGUGAAGUGUCUGCUCAAGAAAGCGUCUAUCGUGUUUGCAGUCUCAGAUUGAAAGAAUCUUCUAGGAAAGUGGAAUUCAUUCCUGUUGGACCCGACCCUGUCAGAAUGAGUUUACCAUUAAGCGUUAUAAAGAGCAGACCAGAUAACGAUAAUGAUGAUGAUGAGAAUGUUUGGAUGCCUAGCAAGCUCGACAGAUACAAAGCUCGACCUAAAAACGCAGAAUUCAGUGAUAUGUGUCUUGCAACGUUUUGUUCUCAGUAUAGAAUCUUAACUGCAUCCCAAACGCCAAGUACAAGAAGUAAAAAUGUCUUUAAAUUAGAUAACGAUCUGGGAUAUAUUCAGAAGCGUACUCGUACGGGAGAUGCAGUUGUAAGAUAUCCCCGAUUCUCACCCAUCAUCUCACCCGAAAAAUAUUAUUUGAGCAUUUUGCAACUCUUUCUGCCAUAUUUUGAAGAUGGACAAUUAAAGCCCCCAACAUUUGAAACACAUGAAGAGUUCUACGAGACAGGUUCUGUGAAAAUAUGUGGACGUGAAUUGGAGAAAGUCUGGUCAAUUGUCUGUACUAACCGAAAGAAGUUUGAAAUGAAUGCCGAUGCAAUUGAUCAUGCACAGGAGCAUCUUGACAAAUUUGGUCCACACGAAGAUGCAUGGGGUCUUUUAUGUCCGGAAAAGGAAGUAGAGCGACUUGAACAUCCCAAAGAAAAUGUAGAUGUCGAAGAUUGUGAUGGAGAUCUUGAUAUCCCAGAUUUAAAGAAUGAACCGAAAAAAGAUGACUAUAGCAUUGAACUACGUUCAGUAAAAAUUUCCAAACAAGAUGGACAUUCUUUGAUGAGGUCUUUGAAUGAGAAGCAACAGAGUGUUUUUUACAAAAUACGACAGUGGUGUUUAGAUAGAGUAAAUGGAAAAUCGGUCGAACCGUUUCAUAUGUUUCUAACUGGAGGUGCUGGUACUGGAAAGAGUCAUUUGAUCAAAUGUCUUUACUAUGAAGCAACACGUAUACUAGCCCGAAUGUUGCCACAUCCUGAUGAUGUCUCAGUAUUGAAAAUGGCUCCAACCGGAGUAGCUGCAUACAAUAUCAAUGGCCAUACUAUACAUAGUAUUCUUUCUAUUCCAAUCAAUGCACAAAGACUGUAUCAACCUCUGAGUGAUGAGAAAAUAAGUGUCCUUCGAAAUAAGCUGGCUGAAUUGCAAAUUUUAAUCAUAGAUGAAGUAUCAAUGGUAAAUCAAAAGUUGAUGUCUUACAUUCACGGCCGCCUACGACAAAUAAAACAAUCACGAGAUCAAACUGCUUUUGCUGGUGUUUCAGUUAUUGCUGUGGGAGACAUGUAUCAGUUACCUCCAGUCUUAGGAACUCCUUUAUAUAAAGACACACUCAAUGGUGCAUUGUGGAAUGCUAAUUUCAAGAAAGUAGAACUUGAAGACAUUAUGAGACAAAAAGACGAUACCCAAUUUGCUUUUCUCUUAAAUAGAUUACGUGUAAAACAAGGGGAAGAGAUUCUCUGUGAUGAAGACCUAGCAAUGCUCAAGUCCUGUGAGACUGGUGAAGAAUGUGAAAAUGCUCUGCAUAUCUAUGCAUGUAACAAUGAAGUAGAUGCUUGGAACAAGAAAUUAUUGCAUAAAAAAUGUGGAGAUGUGAUAUGCGUAAAAGCACAAGACAUGGACAAAGAUGUUAAAAAAGGAAAUCAAAUACGGGAAAAACCUUAUACAAAGAUGAAAACCCAGUUGCCUCCUUAUCUGUGGAUUGCAGUUAAUGCUAGAGUGAUGUUGCUCAAAAACAUUGAUGUUAGUAAAGGCCUGACAAAUGGAUGUUUCGGAAAUGUAACAGAAAUAAUAACGGAUCAUACAAAUUUGAAUCCAGUUUGCAUCAAAGUUAAUUUUGAGAAGGCCGAUAUUGGUAUUCAUUCAAUCGAAAUGUCUCAAGAAUCCAUUGGUAAGAAAUAUGUGAGAAAACAAUUUCCACUUAAGCUUGCUUAUGCUUGCACAAUUCAUAAAGUACAAGGUUCGACAUUAGACAAAGCUGUUGUAUCAUUAAAAAAUGUAUUUCAAUCUGGACAGGCAUAUGUUGGGCUUAGUCGCGUUACUUCGUUAUCUGGACUUGUGAUAGAACAUUUCGAUCCUAAACGUAUAUAUUGUAAUCCAGAAAUUAAAGAACGCAUUGAGAUUAUGAAGCCGUUUAUUGAGAAUGAAACUUCCGAAGAUAUUCACGAUUAUAACUUUUCUUUGGUAAUGCAAAAUGUACAAGGAUUAAAACAGCAUUUUACUGAUUUCAAAUCCCAGUGCCAAUUUGUGAAUGUAGAUUGUAUUUGCUUGACCGAAACAUGGAUUAAUGAUGAUGAUCUCUGUGACGUUGUUUUAGAUAACUUUCGAUUUUAUCAUCAGCCACGACAUCUGUCAUACUGUAAUUCUGGAGUUGGAAAUGUACUCAAAGAACAAUCGCACGGAGGUGUUGCAAUGUAUAUCAAGAAUACAUAUUCAAGUAGAUUAGACAUAUCUGUCGACAACUUAGAGUUUAUUGCAAUUCUUGUCACCAAACCAGUUUCUGUUGUGAUUUCAGUUGUUUAUCGACCUCCAUCAUAUAGUAUCAAAUCAUUCUGUGAAUCAUUAGACAAUUUGCUAGAUGUAUUACACAAAACAAGCAUUAGGUGUAUUGUGAUGGGAGAUUUUAAUGAGGAUUUGUUUAAAGGUUCUUUACAGGUAAACAAGCUAAUGUGUAAUAAAGGUUACAAACAGCAUGUUGUUAAUGCUACUACUGAGAAGGGAACAUUGAUAGAUCAUGUGUACAGCAAGGGACUAGAUUUAUUGGAAACAGAGGUCAUCCCUACAUAUUAUAGUUACCAUGAAGCUGUUAAGAUUGCUUUUUAAUAUUAGUAGUAAAAUGAGAAGAAUAAACAAGUAAAUUUCUUAAUUUUGUUGAUAAUUAAACAUUUUCAUUUAUCAUGUCUUCAUUCUUGCAAAAACGAAUAUGAAUAUUAUUCCUUCUUAAAAGGGUUGUCAAUAUUUUGUUGGCUUACCGUACACUUAUCAAUGAUAUCAUCUGCCAUGGACAUCACAUUGAAAGCAGGUUGUAAAGUUGGUAAAAACCCUUUUCUUAAGGUGAUGAGUUAAAGGAUUUAUGUGUUGUCACUCCUUGCCUUUCAAACCUUAGUAUCUUUAAACAUCACUCACAUCAUGACAUGUACAUGUAUUUCGAACUUAUAGAUCAUAUUUGAGAAAUCUAAAACAAUGGUGCACAUUUAGAAUACUGGAUUGAUAGGUGGAUGGAUAACAAGAUCAUACAUCCAUGCUUUUUCU
This is a messenger RNA of Strongylocentrotus purpuratus (purple sea urchin), 6046 nucleotides long. RefSeq lists its product as uncharacterized. Bases 8 to 5617 code for a protein of 1869 amino acids. Gene Ontology annotation, biological process: DNA repair; telomere maintenance. The transcript has a single exon. Gene Ontology annotation, molecular function: ATP hydrolysis activity; DNA helicase activity. The record is from RefSeq and is a predicted model, not a curated record. NCBI's taxonomy places the organism in Eukaryota, Metazoa, Echinodermata, Echinoidea, Camarodonta, Strongylocentrotidae.